GGCCCGGCGCCUGGCGCUGCUGCUGCUGCUGCUGCUGCUGAGGCUCCAGCCCUGGCUGCCUUCUUCCAUGGGAUCCCCCCGUCAAGGCCGGCUGUGAAGCUCUCCUCCUGGCUUGGAGCGAAUCAUGCGGGAGCUAGCGCUGGAGGUCGGGGUCCGGGUGCUGCUCUUCGGCGUCUUCGUCUUUACAGAAUUUUUGGACCCAUUCCAGAGAAUUAUUCAGCCAGAAGAAAUCUGGCUCUAUAAAAACCCUUUGGUAGAAUCUGACAACAUACCUACACGCCUCAUGUUCGCCAUUUCCUUCCUGACACCUCUGGUGUCAUUUUUGUGGUGAAAAAUCAUCCGGCGUACAGACAGGACUGAAAUUAAAAGAAGCUUUCUUAGCUGUUUCCUUGGCACUUGCUUGAAUGGAGUCUGCACAAACACUAUUUAAUUAAUAGUUGGGGAGUAAACAUCGUCCUGUUUCUUUUACCGCUGCUUUCCAGAUGAUAUGAACUCUGAAAUGCAUGCACAGGUGACCAGAGUGGUGUUGUCAGAAGGCAGGAAAAGCUUUCCUAGCAUCCACUCUUCCUUUGCAUUUUCAGGCCUUGGCUUUACCACCUUCUACUUGGCUGGGAAAUUGCACUGCUUCACUGAGAAAGGUCGUGGGAAAAGCUGGCGGCUGUGUGCAGCAAUUCUACCUCUCUAUUGUGCCAUGAUGAUUGCUCUAUCACGUAUGUGCGAUUACAAGCAUCACUGGCAAGAUGCCUUUGUUGGAGGUGUCAUUGGCCUGAUCUUUGCAUACAUUUGCUACAGACAGCACUAUCCUCCACUGGGAAAUCUGGCUUGUCACAAGCCUUACGUCAGCCUGCUGAUUCAGACAUCAUUGAAGAAAGAAGAGGUCCCUACCACAGAUAAUGCCACCAGUCUGCCACUAGAAGGGAUAACAGAAGGUCCAGUAUGACUAAUACACAUGCAGGAUGAACUUUUAGCCCUUUCAUACAUUCCUCCAAUCCAAACUGGUCUCUCUGCAUAAUUAAUGUCUCUUUAACAGCUGUGAUUCUGUCAUAAUCUCUUCUUACUUUUACAGAAUUUCUUCUUUGCACUCAUUUUAACUUUUGUUCUUCUUUGAUUUCUCCCCUCUUUUCCAUACAAAACUUUAAAUAAAUAAAUUCACAGAAAGAAUGUUUCUAACAAACACAAAUAUAAUUAUGAUGGUAAAGACUGCACCAAAACCAUUGUGAUGCCAUUAAUUACUACUAAUCUCUAUUUAUAUGACACUUUUAAUGUGUUACAAAUCCAUAGAUUGCAACAGCCCUACAAGGUCAGUCAUUAUUAUUCCCAUU
Molecule: messenger RNA, 1322 nt
Organism: Sceloporus undulatus (fence lizard)
Lineage: Eukaryota; Metazoa; Chordata; Lepidosauria; Squamata; Phrynosomatidae
Gene: PLPP4
Product: phospholipid phosphatase 4
Biological process (GO): phospholipid metabolic process
Molecular function (GO): phosphatidate phosphatase activity
Source: RefSeq, a predicted model, not a curated record